Vigna unguiculata (cowpea) is the source of this 750-nucleotide messenger RNA. RefSeq lists its product as uncharacterized. The record is from RefSeq and is a predicted model, not a curated record. Gene Ontology annotation, biological process: mitochondrial respiratory chain complex IV assembly. NCBI's taxonomy places the organism in Eukaryota, Viridiplantae, Streptophyta, Magnoliopsida, Fabales, Fabaceae. Gene Ontology annotation, cellular component: mitochondrion.
CUCAAUUGAGAUGCGUCUUUCAAAAGUGACCCAUUUUGAUCCCCAAAUUUUGAAAUCAAAUAUCACUCCUAUGAAUCAUUUACUUUCACAUUCCCAAAAUCUAACAUCAAUUUGCGGAUAUUUAUCAUCAAUUUAGAGUGCAUGUUCGUAAUUCGAUCUCCAAACGGUAAGUAUAAUCUUCUAUCUUGUUCACUUCAAUGAGCUGCGCUACCUGAAGCCUUUCUUCACUGGUGUCAAAUUCGCCAUUUGUUCCCUCUAGACCAGGAAAGAUACCAUGUCAUCUCUGGGCACUUCCAAAGGGAUUCUAGAAAUUGCCAAGUUUGGUGUGUAUGUGACUGUACCAAUCAUUCUCAUGUACACUUUUGCCAACAAUUCCAGCAACCUCCGCAAGUUCAUGGGAAAUAGGUCAUACAUUGAAUAUCCACCAGAGGCAGAAAGGCCACCAUCACCGGAUAAACUUAGGGAAAUGGCACGGGAGAUGGCCCGUAGGAGGAACAGUGCCUGAUGUUCCAUGUAGUUGGUGCAGGGACUUCCUAAAACUUCUAUUUUACCUUCAAAUCUAAAGAAAAAUAAAAGAUAUUGGAGAUCCUGUUGUAUCUGUUAUUCAUAUUUUUCAUAUUUUCUAGUUGAGUGGUGUGUAUUAUUUAUUGGAAAAAUGCCUUUGGGAUUCAUUGACUGAUUUUGUGCAUCUUCGAUUUGUCAUCCUUGGAAGAUCUAACAAUGAAACCAAUUUAUGAAGGUUUGCCUCUG